GGGAAGGAUGGAUGAGUAUGAGGGCUGCAGCAGAAUGAGGAAAAGCUGCUGCAGGAGGAAAGCCUGGCUUGGGGAUCCCCAGCCAAAGGCUGGUCCCCCUUCCACUCAGCCGCGUGCCUUGCAACAACUCCUUGGGGGGUUGGGGUGUGGGACCCCAGCCAGGGAUGUGACCUGGGCUGUCACCUGUGGGAGGUGGCUCCUGGGGCUCCUUGUGGCCCAACCCAGUGGUGGCUGGUCCCCACCAGCUGGGGGGGGUGUGAGGAUGGGUGCAAGCCCCUGGGGCUGAGCCAGCACUGCUGGGGAAUGGCUGGGGGUGCCUCUAGUUCCAGUAAUGCCUGGGAUGGCUUGAGAAGUGGGAGCUGAGAUAUAUUUCUCAACCCAAUCCAGAUUCUUCAAAGUUUAGAGCCUUUCUUGCCUUUUAGCUGAAGUCUCUAACUCAGUCUAGGGCUUCACCUUCUGGCUCCUGCCCUGUGCUCAGUGGUGAGAGGAGGACUUGGAUGUCCUUCUCCACCAUUCCCACAAAAUGAGUGCUUGAUCUCCACCCAGUGCUGGAGGGGUGGGAUUGGGGUCUGGUUUCCCUGUUCUCCCUCACCAACUACCACCAAGCCCCAUCCUCUCCUUCGCUUAUGUGUUGCAAAGAGAAGACUUCAGCUACAGCCCUGUCUUUAAAAGCCCCUUCUAUCUCCACCAAGGAACUUCCUUCACCCCCUUCACAGGGUCUCCCUUCCCCUGCCCCCCUUACCAUCUCACAUCAGCUUCCCCCUGCACAAGGGGAUUCUGUACCUGAGGAGUGAUGGGAGGAAAGUGGGUUGCGUAGCUGGGUCAUGGGAAAGUUGCUGUUAUCUCUGUGCCUCAGUCAUCGAGACAUGCUGUUCUUGGUGUGUGGCAUGUGAGGACCUUAGACCAACACUGGUCAGGGGACACCUGGCUCCGAGUGCAGCAUCUCAGGGCCUCCUUGGAGGCUGUGGUGUGGUUGUAUGGAAACAAGUGCUGGGCUGUGUUGAUAGACUCAAGGUUGUUUCCCUUCCCAUGGGGUCCAUCAGCAUUCCCCAAACCCAUAGAAUCAUGGAAUAGUUUGGGAUGGAAGGGACCUCAAAGCCUGUCCAGUCCCACCCCUGCCAUGGUCAGGGACAUCUCCCACUGGAUCAGGUUGCUUCAAGCCCCAUCCAGCCUGGCCUUAAACACCUCCAGGAAUGUGGUGGUGGGAUAGCCCUCACAAGAGGGCAGGGAUCAAGAUUGCACCACUGAGUACCACACUCACACCCAAAGGUGACCAUGGCACAAAGCUAGAGGUGGCUCCAGGAGUGAUGGAGUGGCUUAGGGGACUCGGCAAUGGGAUAGCUCAGAGAAUCAUAGGAUGAAUCAUAGAAUCACACAGUGGUUUGGGUUGGAAGGGACCUUAAACCCAUCCAGUUCCACUCCCUGCCAUGGGCAGGGACACUUCCCACGGGAUCAGGUUGCUCCAAGCCCCGUCCAACCUGGCCUUGAACACCUCCAGGGAUGGGGCAGCCACCACUUCUCUGAACAACCUGUUCCUGGUUUGUGGCUGGAAACUCCUUGGAAGUGUUUGUUUUACCUUCACCCAUGACGUGUUUGCUCUGUCGAUCACUGCUUGUGAUUCUUCCAAGAAGAAACAAGAAAGAAUCUCCCAUUUUUUGCUUCAGUUUCUGGAAUGCUGCUGCUGAAUCCAGCACCUGUAAAGUAUCUUGAGACCCCCAGCCCCCUUAAUUCUUCUGCCUGAGCAUCCUGGUGGAUUUCCACUAGCACAUCCACCUUUUUCCCAGGCAAUUCCCUGUUGGAUGGGGUUCUUGUCCUGGAGGUACUUCUCAUUGAGGUGAUGCUGGAGGAGAUUACUUCUUAAGUAAUAACUUCCUAAGGCAGUUAGGACCUUGGCUGCAUCUUGUAUCUGUUGUGUCCUUGCUCCAGUCAAGUCCAAGUUCAUGAGAUUUAUCAAGUACCCAUGAUCUGGGAAUACUAUCUUCUGACUUGUUCCUAUUCCUGAGAUGGAAGCUUGGCAAUAGUUCCUUAGUGUCCUUAUUUGAGGAAUUUUCCAGUCCUUAUUAAGUUUUGAUUCAGGAUUGUGAUGUAGUUCUCCAAAGUCAUCAAGGACAUGUAAGGCAGGUAGAUCGCUUUUUAGGAGACGGAGAUCUUCUGUGCAGGGACUUUGAAUGACUGCUUCUUCUAGGUAAGACCUAGUUCUUGGUUGUCUUCUCCUUGGUCUGUCGUAGUGCUCAGGUAAAGAUGAAAGAAUGGGUGCAUUUGGUGGUCUACCUGCAGCAGAAGUUCUUACCCAGGUACCAUAGGAUAUUACAAAUUCAAUAACACAGUUGUUCCCACAUUCUAAGCAAGAUAAAUGGAACUGAAAUUGUCUCCUGAGCCUAAUACCUGAGUUCACACGUGAAUAUAAAAUGAGUUCAGCAGCCAGACUUCCAUCAGGUAUUAACUCCACUAUUUUCUGCCCAAGGAUCUUACAUUCAUGAUAACACACCAGGGUGUUCCUCAAGGCUGAUGAGGAGUGUGAUGUUGAGCAUCGUCUAGGUGCUUUCUGAGAUAGACUUUAGUUGUUGUUACUACCUCCUCUGAAAAUGGAAAGAUGGUGCUACAGAACCAGCCCCACAUGUGCCUUCUCGUGGUGCAACCCUGCUGUCCGUGCCCCUCGCACCUCAGAACUCCCAGCUGUGAGCAUUGAGCUUUUGUUGCAUGGUGGGUUUUGGUUUCCAUGCACGGUUCUGCAAGGCUUAGUGAUGUCCCCGGCAUCACCUAGGAGCCCGUUCUCUCUGUGGCAUCUGCUGCAGCAGCUAUGUGGCUUCUGUGGAAAUCAAAGCCAUGCUGGGAAGAUGCCCCUGAGCUGUUCCUGCUUGCUGGCUUUCCCAAGAACUCCCUGUUUCUGACUGUCACGUCCCCCCACCUCGAGAGCUGAACUUUCCCUUUCUCAGCUCCUCAGGACCUGGUCCAAAGUCUCGCAUUGAUUGAAACUGUUUGUAUUUGUUGUUCGUUUAUGCUGCCGGAAGCCGGGGCUCUUCAGCCUGACUGAUCCCGAGCCCACACUGUGUUCCCUGUGUUUACAAAGGGCCUCAUCCUGUCCGGCGCAAAGCUUUCUUGCAGCUAGAGGAUGAUUUAUGCCAGCUGUGUAGGUCUGGUGCCCUUGGGGAAGGUGUUGCCCAAGAGGUGUUUUGGAGCUGUUACCCCUUGCCCUGCUCUCUGAGAUGCUCCCUGCACCCAAGCUGAUGUUUUUCAGACCCUGACUUAGAUGUGGCACCAGGAAAUUCCAGCUGUGAGGUACCCAAACUCACUAGCUGUGCCUCCUGACAUAAUUAGGGCAAUGAUGGGCCUUGACCAUGCUGGUUUGAAGUCCCCAUGGUCCACCCUGCGCUCACUGGGGUAGCAGCAAUCAUAGAAUGGUUUGGGUUGGAAGGGACCUCAAAGCCCAUCCAGUUCCACCCCCUGCCAUGGGCAGGGACACCUCCCACUGGAUCAGGGGCUCCAAGCCCCAUGCAACCUGGCCUUGAAUACCACCAGGGAUGGGGCAGCCACCACUGCUCUGGGCAACCUGGGCCAGGGCCUCCCCACUCUCAUCAUGAAAAAUUUCCUCCUUAUGUCCAGUCUAUAUCUGCCCCUCUCCAGUUUAUACCCAUUGCCCUGUGUCCUACCAUCUCAAGCCUUCAUGAACAGCCCCUCUCCAGCUUUCUUGUAGCCCCUUUGGGUACUGGAAGGUCACUACAAGAUCUCCUCAGAGCCUUCUAUUCUCCAGGCUGAACAACCCUAGCUCUCUCAGUCUGGCCUCGUAUGGGCGGUGCUCAUCUUUGUAGCCUCCUCUGGACCCAUUCCAACAGUUCCAUCUCCUUCUUAUGUUGAGGAUUCCAGAACUGGACACAAUACUCCAGAUGAAGUCUCACGAGAGAGGGCAGGAUCCCCUCCCUCGCCCUGCUGGCCACGCUGCUUUUGAUGUAGCUCAGGACACGGUUGGUUUCUGGGCUGUGAGCGCUCAUUGCCGGUUCAUGUCGAGCUUCUCAUCAACCAGCACCCCAAGUCCUUCUCCUCAGGGCUGCUCUCAAUCACAUCAUCCCCCACCCUUUAUUGAAACCGGGCAUUGCCCCGACCCUGGUGUAGGACCUUGCACUUGGCCUUGUUGAACCUCGUGAGGUUCUCACCGCCUCACCUGUCCAGCUUAUCGCAUGGGAAUAGGCCUUCCCCUCCCCUGGCAGGAGCCCAGCUCCCUUCCCUUUGGCCAGAGCAGCCUUUGCCUCCACCCUCUGCCCUAUUUCUGUGCCUCCUGAGUCCCCUGAAGUUGCUGGGGGUGUCCAGGGAGCAGGAGACAGUGACCCCCCUGUGGGAUCCUGCCUUGGAGGCACUGGAAAGUGGGGAAGGGAUCUCUUGGGGUGAAUUUGGGGUGGAUGAGCAUGGAGGAGGAGAGAAGACUCUGCAACCGGGCUCUUACUCAGGCUGACAUGGUACAAUUCCUCCAAAAGGAGCUCAGGGGGCUGGAUAUGUCCAGAGGAAUACUGCCUUGCUUUUUUUCCUUUAUUUUUUUUUCCCCCAGAAAGGUGAUUUUUAUUCCUCUGCUGCUCUGAAUUUUAACAACGCUUUCCUCCCACCUCCACAGAACGAGAAACCCAAACACAGUUGCCUGCUUUUUCUGUCAGAGCUGAGCUGGAGGGCUCUGUGCCUUCCUGUCAGUACCUUUUAAACUUUCUCUUUGUUGCAGUGUUUGGGCAUUUUUUCUCCCCUCCCUAAGGGGAAAAAGAAUAAACCUUUACUGAUCCUUCCCUUUUCCUCCCCUGGGAAUGAGAAGUGCGAGCAAGCCGGAAUCUCCUUGCCCCUAAAAAUGAGGUUUUGCACAUAAUUCAGUGGUGUCUUGUCAAAAGAAAAAAAUACAUUGUUUUUAAAAACUCAAAUAACCCACUUUUUUCAGCCCAGGGGACUUGAUUUGGGCAGUAGUGUGAGAUAUCGGGGGUUGUUUGGGUCUUCCCCAGCCCAGGUGAGCUCUGGCUCCGAGGACAGCGUUGAGGCCCAGUGCCACUGAUGGGACCGUGUCUUUCGGUCCCGGCGAGCAGCGAUGUGUCCCACGGGAGCUGCCCGGGCAGAGCAGGGUGGAUAGCGAGGGCCUUGGCCAUCCGCACGCUCCCGCCAGCCUUUUAUCCACCGGUGGCCCAUGGAGCUGCCGGCGGGGCCGUCGGCGGGAGCCUGAUUGGUUCCACACAGCCUCGCUGCUUCCAGGUUGGCGUUCCUCCUCCUGCCGCCCAGGUAGAGCCUUCCUGCAGCCUGGCCUCCCAGGAUUAGCAACUCCUCCGGCUCGCCUCUCCCUUCACUUGUUUUGUUUUUUUUAAUUCCCCUUUCCCCUCCCCUUCCUUUUAUUUCCCCCCCUUUUUUUUCUUUUUCCUUCCCAUUUUUGAGCUAUUAUUCCUAAAGAAGGGGGUGCGGGAGGCAUGAGCAGUGGGCUGCUGCUACCCACCCCGCUCCCCGAGGACGCCACGGCGUUCACCCCACUCAAACCCAUCAUCAUGUCGGGACAACCCAACGAAGACACCCCUGUCUUUGAGGACAUCAAACCCCCCGUCCGGCCACUGGACAACCCUCCCGACCUGGCACAGCUGCACCCUAUGAGGAUGGAACAGCGGAUGCCGCCGCUCAUUCUCGAGGCACGAUCUGAAAUGGAUAAGUACCUUUCAAACGAGGUGCUACCCAUCCCGAUGAUACCAGACAAGAAGUACCGUCGGGAGAGUGCCUCAGUAGUCGAUGAGUUCUUCUCCACGGAGAAGCCAGCCUCCACACCAUACAGCGUGAACAUCAAUGUGAUUCUGCAAGAUACAACACACCUGCGCACUGGACUUUACCGGCCACCCAAACCCGUGGCGCCAUUCCCACAGAUCAAAACAGAGCCUGGUACCAGCUUUGCCCAGCCCUGCUCUUCCACCUCUGGCUCCACACAGACCCUGCCUGACUUCACCAGUGUCUUCAGCAUGCCCCAGUCAGUGGCAGUGAACAACAUCUUCAUCAAGCAGGAGAUGCCCUCUGAGAUCCCCUUGUCCACCAAUCCACAGCCAUCCCAGCUUUACCAGAUGCCACUUGGCAAUGCAAGUGGUGACAUCACCACUCUGACAUUCACCUCCAACAGCACCACAGCCAUCAACAGUCUCAGUGGUGUCACCAUGUCCACAGGUCACACCAUGUCCAGCAUGGUCCACAGACCUGUCCAUCCAGGAGGGUCAGUCAAGCAGUACCCACAUGUCUCCCAUGGACAGGGAAACUUCAACAUCUCAGGGCAGUUCUACACUGUGCCAGGGGUAAACCUGCCCCCUUCACCCCCCAACUCACAGCCUGGCAGCCCAGAAAAUCAACCCGAGCUCAUCAACACCAUCUCUCCCCCACCAUCCUAUGAAGCCACCUUUGGACUAAAGUUGGUCCAGUCAUCCCAGGUUCCUCCUGUCCCCAAUGGCCUUGGCACCCUCUCCCAAGGGCAUGUUGUCAUGCAGCCCCCCAAAUACAACAGGCGCAACAACCCUGAGCUGGAGAAAAGGAGAAUCCAUCACUGCGAUUACCCAGGUUGCUCAAAAGUUUACACCAAGAGCUCCCACCUGAAGGCACAUCAGAGGACUCACACAGGCGAGAAGCCCUAUAAAUGCACCUGGGAAGGCUGCGACUGGCGUUUUGCCCGCUCCGACGAGCUGACCCGGCACUAUCGGAAGCACACUGGUGCCAAGCCCUUCAAGUGCCUCGCCUGUGGCCGGUGCUUCUCCCGCUCCGACCAUCUGGCUCUCCACAUGAAGCGGCACCAGAACUAGGAGCUGUCUGUGUUUGCCACUUCUCCAAGAGCAGCUGAAACCCAUUUCUUUCCCAAGGGGCCUCUCCUCUUCUCGUACCUAGGAACAAACCCAUGCUGUGAUCAACCAGCACGGUAGGGGUGGCAGGCAAGUCCCCCCUGCAAGCCCUGUCCCCAGCUGUUUUUUGGAUUUAAAAGAAAUCUCAUUUAAAAAGAGUUAGAAUUACAGACUGAUCUUAUGAUGAGGCUCCUGGAGGCACUGGACCUUGGAUUCCAAAGGGCGUUCAUGCAGCAAACCUGCUAUUUAUUUGUCACUGAGGAGCAACUGUCCUUCAUCUCUCAAGCUCUUUGGGAUUGUUUUACCCCUUUCAGGUCUCCCGUUUUGUGAGACUGAGGAGGUUUGUGAUGGAUUUGUAGCCUGGCUGUGCAUGAGAAGUCUCACUUCAAACUGUUAGCGUGGGCCUUUUGGACUGCCUCAUGGCAUGGAUGUGAACAUAGUACCUCCAUGCACGAGGAGAGGAGCACAAGGUCAGGGCUGUUUGGGUUGACAAUCCCAGUCUCUGUGGGGCCAUAGAAGAAAGGACCUAUGACAUCCGCACCUGAUUUGCCUUCAAGCAAGGGACAGCACAAAAGCAGAUGACAAAAGCCAUUGUCUGUGUUCUGUUGAGCCCACCUGCAGUUUCCUGGCAGCCAGCUCACUCGGGACUGUGAAUAUCAGUCUUGUUUGGCUGAGUUUUAUGGUUGUGUCCUUAGCAUUUCUGCUUCCAAAAUGAA
Molecule: messenger RNA, 7534 nt
Organism: Cuculus canorus (common cuckoo)
Lineage: Eukaryota; Metazoa; Chordata; Aves; Cuculiformes; Cuculidae
Product: Krueppel-like factor 5
Exons: 5
Coding region: 5427-6782 (451 amino acids)
Biological process (GO): regulation of transcription by RNA polymerase II
Molecular function (GO): RNA polymerase II cis-regulatory region sequence-specific DNA binding; DNA-binding transcription factor activity, RNA polymerase II-specific
Source: RefSeq, a predicted model, not a curated record